CUCCACCUGUGCCUCCACUGUCCCCAGUGCCUUCUCUGCCCUCUCCACCACCUCCACGGCUUUCAGUGCCUUCUCUGUCACUAUGUUCACCAGUGCAUCCACAUCCUAUGAUAAAAUUGAAAGUUACAUUAGAGAUGCCUGGAAUGGAAAGUGUCCUCAUGUGCUGCUUUCAAAGAUCGGGCCAUACAACAUUUUUUUGGGGGAUAUUGCAAGAACAGCCCCAAAUCAAGAGCUAGAAAGUGAGAUUGUGAAUGCAUGCCUUUUCAUUCUCGUGAGAAGAUUUAAUCAAAACCACCAACAGCAGGCCCUUUGCAUAAACUCUUUCGAGAUGUCAUCUAUAUGGAGACAUGAAAAGACAAAGCUAAAGAUUGAUCCAAGAAACUUUGAUAUUGUUUUGGGAAUUAUUAAUGAAAAUCAUCACUGGAUGCUCAUGGUAUUUUUCCCUCAUAAAGAAAAGACACUUCUCCUGGAUCCUUUGAAGGCAACUCCUUGGAAAAUUACAAGGUGCCUUCAGUCCACAAGAAAAUUCAUGAAGGGCAAAGGCUGUUCAGUGGAAAAAUGGACAUGUGAAACACUACACCAUCCAGUACAGAGGGACAGUACAUCAUGUGGAGUGUUUUGCUUGAAGUUUGCAGAGUGUGUCCUCUGCAAUGACACACUUCCAUAUCAUUUCCUUCAAGUGAUCAUGACUUGAGAAGAUAUAGGAAGGACAUAGCACGCACAGUACUUGAGGAGACAGAUAAUCUGGCAGAGAUUUGCCACUACUGCGGCCUGCAAGAUGGGCUGAAGCCAAGAAGGAAAGGACACCACUCCAUGAUCAACUGGGACUGUACUGGGACAGAGGAGAUGUUUCUUUGCCCAGCCGUUUUUUUUUUGUUUUUUUUUUCCACUACUGAUGAUCUAAAAUAAAUUGAUUCUGAUGAUUCUAA
This is a messenger RNA of Danio aesculapii, 929 nucleotides long. Its product is annotated as sentrin-specific protease. Gene Ontology annotation, molecular function: cysteine-type peptidase activity. Lineage: Eukaryota; Metazoa; Chordata; Actinopteri; Cypriniformes; Danionidae. Gene Ontology annotation, biological process: proteolysis. The record is from RefSeq and is a predicted model, not a curated record. Bases 83 to 694 code for a protein of 203 amino acids. The transcript is spliced from 9 exons.